Molecule: messenger RNA, 1514 nt
Organism: Pseudogymnoascus verrucosus
Lineage: Eukaryota; Fungi; Ascomycota; Leotiomycetes; Thelebolales; Thelebolaceae
Exons: 3
Coding region: 1-1182 (393 amino acids)
Source: RefSeq, a predicted model, not a curated record
AUGGUUGAAACAUACCUUCUGCGUCCUGCCGUUCUCUUGGCCGUCUUGUUCACUGGUAGCCAGGCCAAGGAUAUUUACGUCUCGCCAACCGGCAGUGGCUCCGGGACUUCCACCUCGCCGUACGGCUCCAUCCAAUCUGCCGUGAACGCCGCUGUUGCCGGUGACAACAUUCUGCUACGUGCCGGAACGUAUAAGCCGACGACGAAUAUCCAGAUCACGAAGAGCGGAACCCGCACGGCGCCCAUUACUCUCCGGUCAUAUGAGAAAGAGAAGGUCAUCCUUGAUGGCGAGUCUCUGCCAGGGACCCCCUACGGCCUAGAUGAAUCCCUGCCGAACAAGGAAAGGGGCAUCAUGCAUAUUGAGGGUGGUAAUUACUGGAAGUUUUACAACCUUGAACUAAUCAACGGACCCUAUGGUAUCUACUCUCGGGACUCUUCUCAUAAUUACUAUGAACUUCUCUCCACUCAUGAUAAUUACGAAUCUGGCUUUCAAAUGCAGGGCACCGCCUCUAACAACACUAUCAUCUACCUUGACUCCUACCGCAACCGCGAUCCUCGCAAAAAUGGCGAGUCUGCUGAUGGCUUUGCCUUGAAGGAGGGCUCUGGGGAGGGUAAUGUGCUUCGUAAUGCCCGUCUGUGGGACAAUGUCGACGAUGGCCUCGACCUCUACAUGUUCGGAUCGCCCGUGACAAUUGAGGAGGUAUACUCGUGGGGCAACGGCUUCAACCUUUGGGGAUUCAGCGACUUCAAUGGCGACGGCAAUGGAUUCAAACUCGGCAUCACGAACAACCCACCCGCCAACCAUAUUGUGCGCAACUCAAUGGCUUGGGGCAAUGCGAAGAAGGGAUUCAUCGACAAUGGGAACCCAGGGAGCCUGAAGGUUGAGCGUAACACAGCAUGGAAUAACGGUGACAACGGCUUCACCUUCCGUAGCUCCUCGUCAGCAAUGACUGCCAACAUCGCGACCAAAAACGUCAAUGCCCAGGUUAGCUUGACGGGACCUGUGGUGGCAUCGGGCAACUCGUGGCAGAUUGGCGGAGACUGGUCUGAUAGUGCAUUCAAGAGUGUCAACUCGGCGACUCUAAAGGGCGCUCGAGGUGCUGAUGGGCGAGUGCCAGCGAGUGAUUUCUUGAUACCUGUUUCUGGCCAGGCUAUUGGAGCUACCACAAGACAGAAUGUGUGAGCUAGAAGCUUGAGUGUUAAAGGAAUAAAAGAUAAAUCAAGAUCUUGAUACUUGAGAUCCCAACGAAGGACACCUUUCCUCCAUGGUAGGUGUACUGCAACCUAGAUUGUAUUUGGGGAACUCGGGAAUGAGCCUUGGGAUACAGGCGCAUUUGGCCCUCAGAUGGCAGGUUUCCCUGGCCGCUCACUCCGACUCCGCGGUUGGCUCGGGUUCGGUGGUGGCUUCUGCCCCUGUAUGCAGCCACUGAAUUCCAUCACAACUGAAGCUGAGAGCCUUUAGCUCGUCGGCAUCUUUGUGGGUCCGCCCGAGGUCUAUAUAAUAUGUACGUAGGC